Molecule: messenger RNA, 1013 nt
Organism: Cajanus cajan (pigeon pea)
Lineage: Eukaryota; Viridiplantae; Streptophyta; Magnoliopsida; Fabales; Fabaceae
Product: ethylene-responsive transcription factor ERF109
Biological process (GO): ethylene-activated signaling pathway; regulation of DNA-templated transcription
Molecular function (GO): DNA-binding transcription factor activity; DNA binding
Source: RefSeq, a predicted model, not a curated record
CCUUAGACGCGCCAAACCAAAGACAAAGACCAACAACACUUAUCCAUCCAUGUCUUCCUCCUCCUCCUUCUCUCCGGCCACACUCACCACCGAGCAGGAACUCUCCGUCAUCGUCGCCGCCCUCACCAACGUCGUCGCCGGCUCCACCUCCACCUCCACCUCCCACUCCGAGUUUCGCCUCCCGGAGGCCCUCGCCGGGCCCAGCCUCGCGCCGCCGCCCACCGCCGACACGUGUCGCGAGUGCAACAUCGCGGGCUGCCUCGGCUGCAACUUUUUCCCCGAAGAGAAGAAGAAGCAGAAGCGGGCCAAGAAGAAGUACCGCGGCGUCAGGCAGAGGCCAUGGGGGAAAUGGGCCGCCGAGAUUCGGGACCCGCGCCGCGCCGCCCGGGUCUGGCUCGGGACCUUCAACACCGCCGAGGAAGCCGCCCGGGCCUACGACAGGGCCGCUAUUGAGUUCCGCGGCCCACGGGCCAAGCUCAAUUUUCCCUUGGUCGACGAGUCCUUGAGCCAGCAGCAGCCCACCCAGCCAGAGAGGGUUAUCGUUAACGCUAACGCUAAUGCUAACUCUAACGCUAACACUGAAGAACAAAUAAAGGAGGAGAAUCUGAAUCUGAAUGAGGGUAUGCAAAUGGAUUCGCUGGCUUUCGGGAACAAGGAAACCGAAUUCUGGGAUAGGAUUGGCGAUGCUGAUUUUCACCAGCUCAUGAUGAUGAUGGAUCAUUUUGCCGGAGAUUCUUCCGACUCUGCCACUGGGAACACUCUUAGUUCCUGAUUUAAUUCAUUCAUUCAGCAAAAUAUUUACUGCAUGUGUGUUUACAAAAUGUACAACUCGAUCGCUUUAGCCUAUUUGUUAAUUACCUACCUCUAUUUCUCUAUAUCUUCCUAUUUCCUCUCCAUUCAUAUUUUUUUAGCUAGAGACGAAGCUGAAACCACAAAUCAAGAGUUUUAAUGUUUGAUUUCGCCACCCUAGAGUUUACUCUCUAAUCUAUCAAAUUACCUUUUUUUUUUUUUUU